Messenger RNA from Pundamilia nyererei, 6886 nucleotides. It is a transcript of the gene tnfsf10l, whose product is annotated as TNF superfamily member 10, like. NCBI's taxonomy places the organism in Eukaryota, Metazoa, Chordata, Actinopteri, Cichliformes, Cichlidae. Gene Ontology annotation, molecular function: tumor necrosis factor receptor binding. Gene Ontology annotation, biological process: immune response. The transcript is spliced from 7 exons. Bases 379 to 1377 code for a protein of 332 amino acids. Gene Ontology annotation, cellular component: membrane. The record is from RefSeq and is a predicted model, not a curated record.
AACUGAAAGAACAGUGCAUGGGAGAGAGAGCGAGAGAGAGAGCGAAUUCCUCCACAGCUCCAGGGUGAUGAAGAGGUUAAACCAGCCCCUCUCCGCUGUGCUCUCUGCCUCCUUUUGCGGCUCCAGCCCCGCUUUAAACGGCAGCUGAGCGCUGAGCGGACAUGGACACAUCCGAACUUUAACUUUCAGGUCUUUCUCCUCUCUUGCCCGCGCUCCUCUCCUCUCUUGUCCUCCCUUUCCGUCUCCCGCUGGGCUGAGCUCCGAGUGAGAAGCUGCGCUGGCAGCUGCCGUCUCAUGGAAAUCUAAUUUUGCUCUAAUUUUCGGUCAGUCGCUCAGGUCUGUGGAGGCUAUUGUCGUUUCGCUGCUCUCUUGGUUUUAAUGGUUCACUCAUGCGUCGGGAAUGCCAUGGCCACUCCGAGCGCACAGCAACAGGAUUAUUUCAGAUCGGUGAGCAGCGAAUCAACCACCUACAUGAUGGUCCCGGCAGGCGGGCCGACCGCGGCAGCGCGCCGGGAAACGCCGUCCAAGAUGUGGGUGGCUAUGGUGGUGAUAGUGGUGGUAGUGUUGCAGAUUGCUUCGACCACGGGACUCUUUGUCUACCUGAAUAUGUCGAUAUCACAGGUGCGUAGCCAGGGAGUGACAGAGGAGUUAAAAUGCCUGAGUUUACUAAAUGCUCUGGAUAAGGACCAGGACAUCCCAGAUCAGUUAGCCCAGCUCUUCGGCGAACCCUGCAUCAAACUGGCCGAAGGCAUCAAAGCUUACAUCUCCAAGGUGGCAGAUAGCAUCAUCUCAAAGCGCAUCUUCACUGAGGCGAGAACCAUGCCUCACAAUUUCAACAACUCAGGGUCAAAGUUUAUGAGCCCCGUGACCCAGAGGCCAUCUGCCCACUUGACCCUCAGAGACGCCAGUUCUCAAGGGUUUUCUUCCUCCCUGAGCAUCAUGCCUGGUCUUCAUCAGUCCUGCCGCCAUUUGGUCCGCUCAUGGGCCAAUCAGAGCCUAGGAGCUCACCUGCACAACAUGACCCUGUCUAAUGGGAAGCUCCGAGUGCCCCAAGAUGGGAGGUACUAUCUGUACUCACAGGUGUAUUUCCGUUAUCCAUCCCCAUCUGCAAAUGAGGGGGACCAGCGCAGCGUCAGCCACCAACUGGUGCAGUGCGUCUACAAGAAAACGUCCUACCCAAGCCCCAUACAGCUCCUGAAAGGUGUGGGAACCAAGUGCUGGGCUCCAGACGCUGAGUACGCCCUACACUCCGUUUACCAGGGAGGACUUUUUGAACUGAGGGCCGGUGACGAGAUCUUCGUCUCUGUCUCUUCCCCCACCAUGGUAAAUGCAGAAGAAUCUGCUAGCUACUUUGGCGCCUUCCGUCUGGACCUCUGAGAGGAAAGGAUUGGAGAAAAAAAAGAAAGAAGCGAUGGGACAAUGGAUGGAUAAACAGAUGGGCUGGAGAGCUUGGGGCCUUUUGAAUAUCCACUGAUUGGGGGGAAAAAAUGGUCCUAUAGACAGAAGAGGAAAUGGAGGUCUGGAUCGUCAGUGUUUGCUUGGGCAGAUGCACUGAAGGAUGGAAGAACUGGGGUUUGAAAGAUCUACAUGGGUGAAGAAUACUGCAAGAGGAUAGUGGAUUUGCCUUUCCUGCUCUCUCGAUUAAGAGAAAGCAAGACUUCAAGAUAAAAGACAUGUGCAAUUGUGAAAAAUAAAUAAAUGUGAGGACUUUGAUUUACAGUUGAUUCUUAAGGGGGAAUUUGCCACAGGAAAAAAAUAAAAUCACAACCUUCUAGGUGAAGUUCAGAAAUUAGUCCACCAUGCUAUCUAGAUCUCAAUAUAACAUGACCCUACAUGUGUGAAUAUGUCAGUGACCUUUUUAUGGGAAAAAAUUAAACCCUUGGUUUGGAUUUGAAGAAUUUACACAAAAUAAAAACUUAACUCUCUACAUCAACGGCUGCAGAAGAAAAUGAAACAAUCAAACCAAAGCAAAAACUUCUUUUUUAAGUGUGCGAUGGGAGUUCUGUACAUAUGUAUGGCUGAGAAUGAGAUUUACACAAUGGACUGUGGUGAUUUUAAAAGUAAUUCAUUUUUAUUUUACCUUUGACUGGACUUAAAACCACUUGGGGAAUCUAAAGACUUCCUACUUGCGAAACACUAAAACUGUGGAUUUUAUGUAAAGACCUUUAGUGGAGGAAGGGGAUUGCCUCUGUGACAAACUGUAGAAAGAGCCAAGAGCUUUUUGAAGAGGAGUCUGCAAGCCAAGAAGAAGUGAAAACAAGGAGGGAGAAAUCUUGAUAACGCCAAUAAGAAUUAGCCCGGCACUGAAAGAUUAAAGGACAGAGAGCGAUGCUGUGGGUAGUAUGCAGCCUGACCACUCUGCGUGGUUGAUGUCUUUUCUUUCUCUUUCCCUUGAUUCCUUCUCUUAUCUUUUCAUGUUAACUAUUUUAUCUAUCUUGUCAAACCUGUGAAGCUGCAUUAUAUUUGAGUUCAUGGAGCAGUUAUGCAACCAACCACAAAGCAACAAUGUGAGAAGAAGAUGACAGAAACACAUGCAAAUAGUCUAGUUUCACAAUCACAGAGAGCAUGGAUUAAAGUGACAUUAAGGUUGGGUUACAUGGAGUUGUUGUUUUCACUGCAAUGAUCACUGGUUCCAUAACAUAAAAAUCUCAUUUUGGAUACAUGGAGUUAACAUAGUUCUUGGUGUAUUGCAUUAUCUUUCCAGGGUAGUAGCUCAACUUGAACAUGGCAAAAUGUGCACUUACCUAAAACGACUGCAGCAUUUAGUAAAAGGACUGGUUCUUAUAUAGUGGACUCAAAGCAGUUCAUACAGCUUGCCUCAUUCACAUGAGCACUUUUUUCUAUGCUUUCUUUCACUGUAAUUGUUGGUCUAGCUUCUGCAUUUGGGGAAAGUUUAAAACCUGUCAAGCCUCUAGCAAUGUCAAUGCUUCAGUUAAAAAAAAAGAAAAAUCCUCUAGUAUAGUAGCUAACACAGAGAAGGUGGAGAUCCCUGGGAGGGUUGCAUCAGGAAGGGCAUCCAGCCUAAAAAUCUGUGCCAAAUUCAAUAUGUGGAUGCAUCCGCUGUGGCGACUCGUUUUGAAUAAGGGAACAGCCAAUAAAAGCUUUCUCUGUGCUAGCUAGAGUGGAACAUAUUGUCCUUCUAUUUGCUGAAAAAUGAUUGGUGCUAAACAUUUUAACCACCAUCUGGACACUCAGAAUGCAAAAAAUCCACACCUUAAGCAAGAACAUGGGUUUAGCAGAAAAACUCAAAGGAACAUUUUGAUAGUUUGAAUACACAGUCACCCACUGGUUUGUGGACAUUCUCGAGCUUUGAGUUUAGCAUUGUGGUGGUCGGUAUCUUCAGCUUGCGUCUGCAAACAUUUACUCAUCAGGAGAUUGUUUACUGAGGUCAGACUUCGACAUGAUCGGACCUGUUUCUGCAACAAGAGAUUUGCCCCCUGCUGGUUAUGAGAACGACUACAAAUGUAAAGCACUUGACUUGGCAAAAAGGCUGGUUUUUAAGCAGCCUGUGCUCAGGUUAAGGGAAGAUAAACAAUACUUUCAUUAUGUAACCUCAGCUAUGUUAUUAUUGUAGACGUCAGUGACAGUGAAAGAAAUAGGGUAUGGAAACUAAUUUAAUGCAUCGGUGCUGAAAUUGUUUGUUCAGAAACACAAACAGCUGACUAAAAUUGGCUGACAGUCACUUAGUAACACUGGUGCAUACACAUAACAAUUGCAAACAUUAUGAGCAGUUCAGAAACUGUAUUCUCAAACACACUCGGAUGCUACAAAUCUGAAACACAGGAUCCCACACCAAGUCAAGCGAACACAGCCCAAGAUUUGGAACGAGUGAGAGAGGAUAUUUGCAGACAUAAACCAUCCACCGCCUAGCACAGACACAACCCCUACAUGCUUUUUUCUCUGUGUGCACAUAAAAAAAGUACACACAUCACCUCACACUACAUCCAGGCUAGCCUGUGCUAUGUAGACACACACAUCAUCCAAUGUCACAUCCAGCGUGAAGACAUAUGCCCUGAUUAAUCUGGGCUGUCUAGCCUCCCUGUGCCAUCUGGUAAUUGUCAGUGAUCUGGCAUACAGCGAGGGUGCGCACACAAGAAUAUAUGUUUGUUCAAAGGGCUUGGUUCACAUAGAUGAUUCAGAAAAUGCGGUAAAAAAAUGUUUUUCACAUGUGUUUAUUUGCAAAUGUGAGCUCCAGUUUGCUUUGUACACUUUGUACACUUAAGCACACAUUUGAUAGGGUAACUUCCAGACUAAGCCCCUCCUUCCCAUACAGCACAGGAUAUCUUUGUAUGCACACCGUGAAGAAGGUUAUUUUAUGGUGUAGUUUUGUCAGGCAUGCUAUGAAAACACAGCAACAGAGCUGGUUUAUUUUCUACUCAAAUCACAAAAUGAAAGGCAAAUCUCAUAUUGCAUUAAAUUACUGUUUUAAGCUCAAUUUUUGCUGGGUGGCACGCACCUGCACAUGUUUCUGUUGCUCUAACGCUCCCUGUGUGAAGUCAAGUUAUAUUCCAGUUAAAAUAAUAUAUGGUAACUUCAACAAUUAUGCAACAUGUUAAAUAAUAUUAUAACUGUAAAUCUCUAUACCACGUAUACAAAGUUUUCCUACCUUUUGCAGUUUAAAUGGUUAUUCUUUUGAGUGAAAAAACAAACAAACAGACAAACACCUUUUCAUCUGCUGAUUUAGUUGUAGGUCAGCCAUUAACCAAGAUUUGGUAGUAUCUUGGUUUGAUGUGGAAAGGUAUUUGUGGUAAAUCUAAAAUUGUACUUUCUGUCAACUAAACUGUUAGCCAGACACAAAAAAGUGUGAUUGCUUUGGUUGCUAGCAAAUUACUGAAGUUGCCGAUAAUUUGCAGGAAAGUUGUAGAAUUAUGUGCAAAGAUGUUCCAUUUACUGGCCAAGCCUUAGUAAAACUUAAAAAUAUACAAUUCAAACCAGAAAUCUAGAAAGUUAACUAAGUAAAGGUUGUGCUUUGCUGCUAUAACCAAUGCGUUUCAAAAGAUGCACCUUUUACUUUAAUGGAGAACUGUCUUCAUGUUGUACUUUCCUUAAUUUCAUUGCCUUUUGGUGACUAAUUGGCAAGGGUUUGCAGACAAGUCAGUGUUUCUCAUGCAACAGCAGCAAUCUGCUAACAAGGUUUUGGUGCAACAUCCUCUUGGUAGCCAGUUUCACAUAGUGACUACCAGUAACCUCCAUUAAUCACUCAAUAACAUACUGGAGACUUCACACUUUUACUUGUUGCUGCCACAGCGGUCAUUCUCUAGGCCUGUAUGACUAGGGUGUAGCUGGCAAUAGCUAAUAGAUAAUUAGCUUAGAUUAGCAUAGGUAUCAGAAACAGUAGAAUUGAUAAGAAGUUGCAUUGAAACUUUUCAAAUGUUUACUAGUAGCAGCUUUAUUAAAUUCACAGUAUAGAAGACAGGCUAUUUGUGAGCAAUUAGUGAGCAUUGGGAAAAGUCGUGGUAAUGGCUUCCAUGUUUAUUUUUUUGUGCUAUGCUAGGCUAACUUAGGUUUUACAAUUUGCAGGCAAAAACAAUGUUACAAAUUUGCUCCAGAUUUAACAGAAAGGAUUAUAAAAUAACAUAUUUCAGCAUUUAGCUGUGUUGGGGUCUCUGUGCAUAGUGAUUUAGUGAUUUAAAAUGUUUCACAAUGUGUCACAGAGUCACAAGAUAAUAACUGAGAAGUUUAUGUCACGUAAAGUCACUUUUCCAUCCAUAAAUGAUUGUCCUCUGAGAUGUAUUCAUUACGCUGAAGCCAAAGAUUUUCAGAGAUCCAUAUGUUGCAAGUAAUUGGACAGUUGUUCUGUUAUGAUUUGAUUUACAGAUCAUUUCAUUACAUUUCUGUGUACACACUUGUUACUCCUGCUGGUUGGUUAAUUAAAUUUCUGAAACUAAAAUGUUUUUCAUGUGGAGUACCCUGCAGAGUGAGUGUGUUCAUCUCUCAGCAUUUCACUUUCUGUUAGAUAAUGUAUAAAUAAGGACACACGCUGCUUUAGUUUAUCAUUUAAAAACAUAAAACAUGAGCUUGUCAGCACACUGUGGGGUAAUGUCACAACAAAUCAUCCAAGUAACUCAAAACAUCUACAUCAGAUGGUGUUUGGUGGGGCUGAAAUAAAUCCAAGUCAUUGGAUUUUACUAGGCUGAUGAGCAACAAUAGUCGGUCCUAAACUCAGAGUACAUUACUGGGUCAAUAAAAAAAGCUUUCCCCAAACUACUCAAGGUUAUCACAGAAAUAUUAACUAACAUAAUAGUAAUGUAAAACAGUGACAAAAAUGUUGCAACUUGAAAUGAAUCAAAGAUUAGGUAUUGCCACUGUCUAGUCUUGUGGUUGUGGGUGUUCUUUUAUGUGUUGGACAUAAGAUGGACAUAACAUUCAUGUGCCUUAAACCUACAGUCUUACUAAUACCCAGCAGGGGGCAACUCUUGUGGUCGCAAAAAGAAGUCCGAUUGUAUGGAGGCCAAUGAGCAAAAAGUCUAACUUUUUAACUUAUCUGCAGCCACUCUAAACACAUUGCUGAUGUGUUUAUGGUCUCAAUUACUACUUUUAAGCCUUACUAAAUACAAAAUCGUUGCUAUUAUAUUGGCAAGAUUGAAAGUAUAGUGCAUGAGAAAGCGAGAGCAUAAAGUUAAAUUGAUGAGGCGACUUAAAGUAAAACCAAAGUUUAAAUGCUGCUCAUCCAGCAGAUGAUAAUUAGAAGGGUCGUAUUGUGAGAUAGGAAGAGUACAAAUAUAUGUGUGGUCUGCUGUGAAUCCAACACGUGUUUGGUUAAAUCUGUUGGAUUGUGAAUGAUAAAACAUCACCACCCAGCGAUGUUUACCUUUGUAGUUCAGUUCUUAUUAUUGAGCAAGGCCUGUUUUUGAUGUGUUUUGGUAAAAUAUUGCUUUUAGUUUGA